Messenger RNA from Phlebotomus papatasi, 2170 nucleotides. Its product is annotated as protein VAC14 homolog. Gene Ontology annotation, cellular component: endosome membrane; PAS complex. The record is from RefSeq and is a predicted model, not a curated record. Bases 116 to 2170 code for a protein of 684 amino acids. Lineage: Eukaryota; Metazoa; Arthropoda; Insecta; Diptera; Psychodidae. Gene Ontology annotation, biological process: positive regulation of kinase activity; phosphatidylinositol biosynthetic process. The transcript is spliced from 6 exons.
GUAUAAACGUGGUCAUUCAUUGACAUUUCGUGAUUCAUUCAAGAAAGCAGACCACCAAAUCGCGUGAAAAAAAUACAUCUUUGCGUAAUUAUUUAAUUAAAUAAAUUGUUUAGAAAUGGAUAAUCCAUACGCACCCCUCAGUGAAGCCUGUGCCAAAACAUUGAGUGAUAAAACCUACGACAAGAGAAAAUUAGCUUCCCAGGAAGUUGAGAAAAUGGUGGCAGAAUUCAACAAUGCCAAGAGCACGAAGCAAAUUCAGAAGAUCCUGAAGGUUCUGGAACGAGAAUUUGUGACUUCCCGUGAUUUGAACAAGAAAAAGGGCGGAUUGAUAGCACUAGCCGGAGCCAGUAUUGGUCUUGGCAAAGAUACAGAAUUGUUCAUCAAUGAACUCGUAAAUCCAAUCUUAAAUUGCUUAUCGGACGCUGACACGAAAGUCAGAUACGCUGCCACCGAAUCCCUCUACAACGUAGUCAAAGUUGCCCGAAGUAGCAUUGUUCCUCUCUUUCCGGACAUUUUCUCAGCCCUCAGUCGCCUUGUCACUGAUCCCGAUCAAAAUGUCAAGAACGGAAGUGAAUUACUGGACAGACUGCUGAAGGAUAUUGUGACAGAAUCAUCACAAACAUUUGCUCUGGACUCUUUCAUUCCUUUGCUGCGUGAACGAAUCUACGCCAAGAAUUCCUUUGCCCGGCAAUUCAUCAUUUCCUGGAUCUCCAUCCUCAAUGCCGUUCCCGAAAUCAACAUGGUAGUUUACCUUCCGGAAAUCCUUGAUGGACUCUUCCAGAUGCUGGAAGACAACAUGGUGGAGAUUCACAGAAUGUGCGGAACACUCCUGGCACAAUUUCUCCGUAGCAUUCGCAAUGAUCCCAAUUCAGCUGACAUGCCAGCCAUGACUAACAUUCUCAUUGGUCAUGCCCAGACCAGCAAUGAGCUCAUUCAAUUCACCGCAAUCACCUGGAUCAGCGAAUUUGUUCAGCUGUCUGGACCAAGGAUGAUGAAGUUUGCCAGUGGAAUAUUCACUGCAAUCCUCCCCUGUUUGGCUUACGAAGGAGAUUCCCGGAAACAGAUCAGAGAAUGUGCUCAGUUGGUCAACAGAGACCUCCUGGAGUUAGUGUCGUCCAAGGAGGACAAACUAAAUAACCUCAAAAACCUCGAUUUGGAUUCUGUGAUGGAAGUAUUGAGACAGUAUUUAGGACAUAGUUCUGUACAUACCAAAGUAGCUGUCCUUAAAUGGAUCCAUCAUCUCUUCACGGAAAUCCACGAAGAGAUGUCCAUUCACUCCGUCAGCCUCUUUCCCGUCCUCCUGGGCGUCCUAUCAGACAGUUCCGAUGACGUUGUCCUGCAGGGCUUGGUAGUCCUCGCGGAAAUCAUCAAUUCCACGAGCGCAGAUGACGGAUACAAACAGACACAGUACAGAAAAUUCCUCGUGAGCUUACUGAAUCUGUUCAGUGAGGAAAAGUCCUUUCUGGAAAACAAAGGAUCCCUCAUAAUCCGUCAAUUGUGUGUCCUCCUGAAUGCCGAACUGAUUUAUCGCACCUUUGCCGAAAUCAUUUGCGAAGAAACCACAAAUAUUAAAUUUGCCUCAACAAUGGUUCGUACACUCAACACAAUCCUCUUAACGGCAUCGGAACUCUUUGAUCUCCGGAAUUCCCUCAAGGAUAUUCGCAACAAAAAAUCAGCCACAUUGUUCGAGUGCCUCUACAAAUGUUGGGCACAUUGUCCUGUGUCUACACUAUCGCUCUGCCUCCUGGCACAAUGCUAUCAACAUGUAUCAGCUUUAGUCGUCAUUUUCGGAAAUCUGGAAGUAACUGUGGAAUUUCUCACGGAAAUCGACAAACUCGUCCAAUUGAUUGAAUCUCCAAUAUUUGCUUCUCUGCGCCUCACGUUGAUAUCCCAGGAGAAAAAAUGUCCAGAUGCUCAUUACCUGGCACAAGCCCUCUUUGGCAUCCUCAUGCUCCUUCCGCAAACAGAUGCAUUCCUGCUCCUGAAGAAUCGUCUGCAGUGCGUCCCCAUGUACUGGGGACACAAUACAGAAGUUGACACUUCGCUGUCAGUAGAAAACCAAAGUAGCAUAGAUUUCAAUGCUCUCCUCGAGCACUUCCAGAAAGUCCAGGAAUUCCAUCAUCAGCAACGGAUGAUCCAAAGGCGAAAGAGCAUUUUGUUGUGGGAGUGA